Nematocida parisii ERTm1 is the source of this 787-nucleotide messenger RNA. RefSeq lists its product as uncharacterized. Bases 1 to 747 code for a protein of 248 amino acids. The transcript has a single exon. The record is from RefSeq and is a predicted model, not a curated record. NCBI's taxonomy places the organism in Eukaryota, Fungi, Microsporidia.
AUGAAUAGCAUCGAGGAAGGAUGGUCAUCAAUUCAAAAAAUGAAUGUUAAAAUAUCAAAUGAUAUAACAAACAAUUUUAUAGAAUGGCAAAAUGGGGACAAGAGAAAAAAAUCAGUAGCUAUUAAAAAACUAUUUUCAAUUAUAGCGCUCAAUAUAUUACUUUCUUUUAGUGUUGAAUUUACACUAAAGAUUUUUUUUGCAAUACUAAUUGCGCCAAGCUACAGAUUUAAAGGGUUGUAUUUAAGUGUGAUAAAUUUAAUAUUUUCAUUAUUAGCACUUGGUUUGUUUUUCGAGCCAAACAAAAACUUAUUAAAAAUUCGGUGCGUGGAUAGAAGUGAGUUGUACGGUAUAAAUUGGCUAGGGAAAACUGCACUUUUAGUCAUAUUUUAUGCAUCAUUUUCCAUGAUUUCUAUAAUUAAGCUAUUUUUAAUAUCUUUUAGUAAUCGAUUUUUGAUUAAAAAAUAUUUAGUUGGGUCUAUACUAUAUACUAUAACAGGAAAUGUAACCCUUCUGUUCUUGUUAAUAGAGGCAUUUAGUAUGUUUAAGUCUAUAGUCAAAUUUAAAUAUCCAUCUGAAACCAUUGAAAAAAUUUCAUUUAUAAUCAAUUGGGUGUAUUUCAUUAUUAUUCUGAUGUUACUAUUUAGCGUAUCUAUUCCUUUAGGAGCUUUUUUUUAUGCACAAUGUAUAAACUGGAUAAAACAGAGCAAUCUUCUAGUAUUCACAAAAGGUGCAAUACUAUCUGUAUAACACAAAUAUUAACACUAUUAAAUAGACAAGCAAUAAAUUU